Molecule: messenger RNA, 1359 nt
Organism: Papaver somniferum (opium poppy)
Lineage: Eukaryota; Viridiplantae; Streptophyta; Magnoliopsida; Ranunculales; Papaveraceae
Product: F-box/kelch-repeat protein At3g06240-like
Exons: 1
Coding region: 1-1359 (452 amino acids)
Molecular function (GO): protein binding
Source: RefSeq, a predicted model, not a curated record
AUGUCAAGAUCAAAUAUUCCCGAAGAGAUCCAAGAAGAGAUUUUAUUAAGGUUACCCGUGAAAUCCAUCUUAUGUUUUAAAUCCGUAUGCAAGAGUUGGUAUGAAUUACUUUCUAGUCGUAAAUUCAUCAAGGAUCACCUUAAUCUUCCCACCAAAAAACACCUUAGAAACAGAAAGAUUAUGAUCAGAGUUUAUGAUUGUUACUUCGAAGCUGAUGAUAUAUUUUAUUCCAUAGAUUAUGCUUCAAUAUUAAGGGAAGCUGUUCUUAUGAAUUACCCAAACGACAAUAAUAAUAAUUCUAUAACUCACAGUAUUUACCAUUUUAUUGUGGGAUCUUGCAAUGGCUUGAUUUUAUUAUUAGCCGAUGAUAGUGAAAAACUAUUUCUUUGGAAUCCAUCAACAAGAGAGUACAAGGAAAUUAUUAGAGCACCGGCGCCCUUAAAAAGCUAUCUUGCCUAUGGGUUGGGUUACGAUGCCAAAAGUGAUAAUUACAAGUUGGUAUGCAUCGCAACUGGCAAGUCUGAUGAUGACGAGCUUGAUGAUUUUUCUGAAGUUUAUUCAUACACAUCUGGUUCAUGGAGUAGAGGCCAAAACAUCCUUUAUGUGCAUUCUGAUAUAACUGGUGGUGUGCUUCUGAAUGGUGUUCUGCAUUGGUUAGGUGAAGCUGUACACUGGUCAGGUGAUACGGCCACUCGUGAAAAAACUAUAAUCUCCUUUGAUAUUAACAGUGAGAAGUUCAUUGGUUUACCACUUCCUGAAGAAACUAUGAAAUGCCCAGAAGAGAUAUUUGAUGUCCAAGUGCUGGGAGAUUCCCUUUGCUUAAUUUGUGGUGUCCGUAACGUUCAUAUUGAUGUAUGGGUUAUGCAAAAUUAUGGUGUGAGAGAAUCUUGGACAAAACAAUUCACCAUUACCCAAGAAGGAAUGACUGAAGAACCCCGAUUAUUAAAGUUCUAUGGCUCUGUUAAAUAUAGUGAGAUUCUAAUACAGGUUGGUGAACGUCUCGGUUUAUACGACCAAAAGAAUGAUAGCGUUAGGAUCCUAGAUAUAAAUGGCAUAAAUGACGGUAAUUUUUGCUCGGAGAGCUACGUGGAGAGCUUAGUUUCGGUGAGUUCAGGUACUUAUAUGGGUACAACGGGGAAAAAACAGUCCAAGGAUGCUAUUGAAAUUCAAGAUUCUCACUCGAAGAGAAACACCCAAGUUACACUGGAAGAAGCUGCAGAUAAAGAAGCGAAACGCAAGCAUAAUGAACUACUAGAUGAAAGUAGUAGCAGUUCUAAAAGAAAACGAGCAUCUUAUGAGAACAAAGAAUUGGAUGCCGUUAAUUCUUCUCUUGGUGAUGCUUUAUUAGUCAACGUAUAA